Messenger RNA from Pterocles gutturalis (yellow-throated sandgrouse), 135 nucleotides. It is a transcript of the gene TMEM218, whose product is annotated as transmembrane protein 218. The annotation marks the transcript as partial. Lineage: Eukaryota; Metazoa; Chordata; Aves; Pterocliformes; Pteroclidae. The transcript has a single exon. The record is from RefSeq and is a predicted model, not a curated record.
AUCGUGGACACCUUGAUUAUUGCCCGCUUCGUCCUCCUGGCCGUGAUGAGCCUCGUCUUACUUGGGUGCCUGUUCCUGUUCCUGGUUUACCACCUCAUGGAGCCAGUGUACGGCAAACCGCUGCGGGGCAGCUAG